Molecule: messenger RNA, 7636 nt
Organism: Lepisosteus oculatus (spotted gar)
Lineage: Eukaryota; Metazoa; Chordata; Actinopteri; Semionotiformes; Lepisosteidae
Source: RefSeq, a predicted model, not a curated record
GCUACACCAUCCCAUUCACAGAGCGCCGCCGCGGACACGCAGAAGCGACAGGGGUAGAGACGCUGCGAGACUUUCUUACUUUACGUAGGGGAACUUCCUCAUAUUGAGACCGGGAACAAAUAACAAAGAUGAAAGGGUAAAACAAACCUUAGAGAGAUGGGCAGGAUUAAUCACUCCUCGACUGUGUGGGAGAAUACAGACCGUAUUACAGUCGAGUCAAUCAUCAUGUAAAAACAGAAAACAGAAGUUUAUCGGCGAUCCUUCAGUAUGCUGUGGGCAAGGAGCAUGCCUUUCCUCCUCUGGGCGAUAUACAGCAGCACCCUCCUGACUGGAUCCUCUGGAUCGAAUGGUAACGAUGUUAAUCUCAUCUGUGUGAAUGACUACAGAGUUACAGUGACAUGCACACUGGAAGUCAAUGCCAGUCACUCCAGCACUGAGAAUGCCACCUAUUCUGUGGAGUUCUUCUCAAAACUUGAAGGAUCUAUGUUUACAUGUGCAUUCAAGAAGGUUAUGGACAGUUACAAGUGUACCCUGGAUGUUGAUGAAACAUUUAGUGACGUAGACUGUUAUGGUGUAACACUCCGUCACAACCUUGCUGGACAGUUACAAUCUACGGUGUACGAAGACUGUUAUGAGCCAGAACUAAACAUUCAGCCUUUUCCACCACAAGAUCUGACUGUUACCUCAGCCUCACAGCAAUACCUUUUCACCUGGGCUGGGAGCAAAUAUAAGGUGUACACUGAUUAUAACGUUCUUCACCACGAAUUGUGGUUUUACAAGAAAGAAAACCCAUCUAUGACGCGCACGGUUCUCCACACUGAUGCAGCCAGUUUCAUUUACCUUAAUGAAGAAGUGCUCGAACCCGAUACAGUGUACGUUGCGAAACUGCGCGCCGGUCCUGAAAAUUCUUACUAUAAGGGACACUGGAGCAAGUGGAGUUCAGAGGUGGAAUGGAGGACAAACUCAAGUCUGGAUGAUAAUCCCAGCGACAGAAAGGGAAACCUAGCAGUUAUUUGGCAGAUAGCCUUAUCCUUAGCAGCAGUAGCUGUCAUUGCAUCAUGUUUGUACUGCACUCUUCCUGCAAGGAUAUGGAUAAAAUCAUGCACCAGUGUUCCAACUCCAGCCCCUUUCUUUCAACCCCUGUACAGCCACUAUAAGGGAGAUUUUCAGAAAUGGCUCCUGUCUCAAGGCCUUCAGGGUGACCUGAUCAAGAUGGAGGAGGUCUUGAAAAUUGACAUGCUUAUUGAUGCCAAGCCCAUAAAGAAAGAAGAAAGCUGCUUCUUGGCUGAACCUUCAGAGACCAUUUGUCAGGUCACCUACGUCAACCCACACUGCAAAGAUAAGAACACUCUGGUCAUGUGGAAUGAUGACAGCAUGCACAACCAAGCUGAAGUAUUAUCAGAUAAUACUGGCUCAGGUUCGCCCUUGUUCCUGAAAGCCAGCUUUGAUGAAAUGUUCAGUUCUCUGUCACUGGAUUCCUCUGGAAUGAUGGAGUGUGAUUCUGGCUGUGAGGAUCCCACACAGAGUCUGGACAGUAGCUGGCCACACACCACCCUCUCCUUCGAGGUGUCUACUGAGCCCGAGAGCCUGUGUUACAGCGAUGACUACUGCACCCUCUCCGACACCCACAAUGGCCUGGUCCCCACCAGAGUGGUGAAGCAACCCAGCAAGAUCAUGGAACCUGAUGCAGAAAACCCUCCAGAGAUGGAACUGUCCAAAGGCAGUGACCACGACUGCCAUCUCCAGGAUUCCCCCAGCGAGAGCGAUGUGGACAGCUUGUGCCAGCGCAGUCUUUGAGUUCUCCAGCGGUACCAUCUCUUUCACCUCUCCCACUCGGAAGGGAACAGAGGGAUGCGAUAUGUUUUACUUCUCCUUUAGCUACAUUUUUAUGUCUUUUGUUGCAUUAGGUUUUUCAAGCCUGAAUGUCUUUGACAAAAGAAAUCUCCACACUGAGCUACUCUUCCUUUCCUGGGUAACAGAUUUUUUGUGAGCUCCUUUGGGUCAAAAUUCCUCUGUGCUGUAGAAAGAUGAGGUCAUGAAAGAGAGGAAAUGUGACAGUUGAAACCUAUGGCUCUCAGUAUACAUUACUCUGGCUCUCAGCACAGCUCCAUUCCACUUUGGGAGAGGGAACGGAACCAUACAGCUUCUGGAAGAGCAGAUCUGCAGACCAGAUGGAAGUCCACAGUUUUGUUGAGACCGUCUGACUCUUCACAACACUUAACAAAUGUUUUUGUUAAUGCAUGUAAAGAGGAACCUACUCAUCUGACAAAGGUCCUCUUGGAUGAAAUGGAAACGCAUCUGAAAUCCAAGAUGUGUGCCCCAUGUUUUGCACUUGAACAAUACCUCCUGCUGCAGGGUCCAUAUUUACUGAUGACAAGACGGAAGCUUGUUGUUGGCACAUGGUUGCCUGCGUAUUCUCUAUGAGACAAGAAGGGAAACAACACUUCGCUUAUCUCACUGUCACACCAUAGACACCAGUAAUCUACUGAGGCUACAAAGCAAAAAUCACCAAGCAUGGACUCCUGUCUUCUAGAUUCCGCUGCUUAGAAGUACAUGCUGACACAAAUCAUGUUGAAUUUGAAAAAAUAAUGGACAUUAUCAUCUUAAUCUAGUUUGCUUUUACCAUAUGAGACUAACCUAGUUAAUUCCAAAACAGUUUUCUGUGUAACUUUUGCAGGGACUUUAUGUCCCUUUGCAUUUUGUUUUUUGGUUUAUGAACAUUCAUUUUUUCUUUGACUUUGUUAUUCUUGAUUUUUCCACUAUGUUGUCACCCUGGUAAAUGCUAGUUCAUUUACUACAGUUUUGUUUUUCUUAAGCAAGGUUUACUCAAUUGUAAUAAAUUUUCUUUGUUAGAAUACUUUAUAGUAGCUGCACACAAGAACUGCUAAGAAAGUUGCAGUGAAUUAAUUUAUAUUGUUUGCGAGUGCUUUUGACACAGCUCCCAGGGAAUUCUCAGGAUGCAUUGCUUUUAAGACCUCUACAGGAAAGCUGCUUUGAACAAGAAUUAUUUUAACAGAGUUUUGGUAGUUACAUGAUACUACAAAAUAUUCAUUUCAUUCACAGAAAUCUGUUUUCCCAGCAGUAAUCACACUAUUCACUGCUGCUAAAUUGAAGUACAUCUGUUUUUUCAUUGCUCAUAAGUUCAUAUUAAAAAUCUACCUUUUCUCACUAGCCGUGUCCUAAAGUCAGGGUUAAUAUUGGACUUCUGCACUAGGGUGGGUUAUGGGUAUGUACAGGUAUACAUAUUUUACACUGUUGACUGUUUGCUUCUUUCUUGUGAAUAUCGACAGAGAUCUUUCAUCAACAGUGUCUGAUAUAGUGUGACACACCCAAGGGCAGGAGGUGGGAUCUUUUUAUAGAUGGGACUCUCUAAAACGGACACGGAAGAACUAGUGGUCAUCAUUUACUGUGCAGGGAAAAGCAAAACGAAACAAAAGCCCGUCUCCUCUUUUGUCCCUCUCUUUUAAGUUACUGGCAGCAAAAAACAAAAUCCACAGAUCUGUCUUUAAGUCACCUUCUUGCUCCCCUCUCCCUGUGAUGCAUUGCAUUUUGACACACCCUCAAAAUUAAAUUUUUCAUUAAUCCAAGUAUGAGGUACAGUAUGUUGAGAUGUAAAUUAAUUUAUGAUUUCAUGGAUAUAAUUUAUGAAAUUUGGGAUAAUGAUAAUUAUGUCUAAAUCUGUAUAAGUAGUUUUGUCAAAUGUAAUGGGAACAUACAAGAUGACAUUUCCUGUUCGUUAAGCCCUGGAAAGGAUGAGGACUUAAUUGAGGAAAAUAGUUUGUUCAAAUUAGAUUCCCCUCUUGUCCUCCUUCGCUGGAGUUUGACCACAGGUGGUUACAGUUUCAGUAAGCAAAUGUUUUUAAGCUCUGGUCACAAAUGUAGAAGAAAGGUGAUGAACAGAAAAGUGGACAUACUUUAUAGACAGCUCCUGCUUGCAUGGUAAAUUGUGUUAUAUUUGUUUUGCAGUUUUCAUUCGAUUUAUUUUGAUUAGUUUGCUUUUUAUUUUUGCAUACUUGAAUAGGUACCAAAUCUAAAGAAAGUUAUUGCUGUUAAAAUGUUUAUCGUUCUGUAUCUUUGGAUGUAGGAUGAGCAAUGCUUACUGUGUUAUCAUUAAAAUGUCAAACGUUAUUUAAAGAUCCCUCACAAGAUUAUGUUAAUGGUAUGUGAUUAUUUUAGUUUUUCCAUCAGUAUCAAAUGUAGAAACUGUCAAUGUAAGCAUAUAUGACUUUGCCACCCUUAAUUGGAAAUGAAUGAACUUUCACUGUUCAAAGGGUGAAUGAGUGGGUGACAGUCUCUUCCAGUAAUACACUACAGUUGUGGGUGGUUUGCUUUUAUUCUUGUUGUCAUAAGGGCUUGCAAGCAGUGGGGUUCUAAAAAAUAUAGGUUCUACUUCCCACAUGUUGGAACAGCUAUUUCGGUAAUAUCCCAGCAAUAUCUGUUUAUAUUGUGAAAACUCAGAAAAUAUUUUUUCAUAUAGAAAACAAACCCUAAAGGCCAUUGUCUCUCAUGCACUGUUUUCAUCAUGGAGGACAUCUCUGUCUUUAUGUUUUCCUUUGCCCUUUUGAACCCUUCUGAAGAAAUGCUUCAAAAAACAAGCUGUGCUUCAAAUUUUUAUUUCCUCAGACGUCAUUGUCAUUAUUGGUGCAUUCCCAGUUUGGGGACAUGGGCAAUACAACAGAGACACUGACCAAUUCCAAUUCGGUUUCCUAUAACUAGAGAGUAACCACUCCAGAUGGUGUAAUGAGAGCAUAAUGCACUAGAGCAUAACUUGAACAACCAUUCCCUGCUGUUUCUGUGCUUGAGAGUAGGAUCAGACCCUAUUCCCUUUCUGGAACUGACUUUUUGUUGUAUGAAGAAGUGUAGUUUUUUUGUAGAAUGGUGAUACUUUUGAGGAAUUGAGAGUUUACAGAGCUAUUCCAUUUAUGGUUUCAUCCAAAAUGUCACCUCACCCCCAUGUAUUUUUUCUGAUAUUUUUUAGUAUUUCUUUUCUUUAAAAAGACCUGCUCUUGAAUGCUGUUUGUGCUCUCCAAAUUGUUUAAGAUUAUCCUGCCUGUUACCGUUAGUUUGUCUAUUUGCUCUUGCUUGGACCUGUAAAUAGGUCAGCCCUUUUAAAUUUCAAUUGCUUUUUUAGAGGGGGAGGGGCUAGACCUAUAAAAGGAGGGCUGUAGUGCUUCUGAAUGAUUCCUGUUGAUUACCUGCCUAAGAUGAGGCUGUUCUCCAUUCUUUAAUCUCUGUGAUGUGCUUUCGCACAGAUUCGUCACCUGAACCGUUUGCCAGCAUAGAAGAACUCCUUGCUGCUGGACCCUCAUGUGUCUAUGGAAAUUAAAUGUUUUGCUUGAUUUCUUUGUCCCAGUUGUUGUGAGAAAGACAAGAUUUGUGCAUUGAACAGUCCCAUAGCCAAUUGGCAUCAUUGCUUGAUUCCAUAAGAGUUUGGAACGAACAGAAAUCUAGAAAGAAUGUCCAUUUAAUUCACCCCCCUCAAAGAAUGACAGUGGCACCUACUAAGUUUCCAUCUACUACAAGUAUGUCAUAUCUCGUUUGAUAUUUAUAGUGCCUCAUAAUUACAUUUCCAUAGCUGUUUUUAAGUGUUUAAGAAUAGUGAAGCCCAGAUAUUUCUUCAGGUCCAGGCUCAAAGGAAAGCUAUGCAGAAGCUAUCUUGUGGUUUUCCUUAGGUUCUAAUUUUUCUCUGUUGAAUCAAUAUUUUCAAAGUCAUCCAUGUUGAAGAGUUUUUAAAAAAGGAUAGUUUCAUUUUCAAGGGAGUCUUACAAGGAAAUUCAUGUGAUGUGUGGCAGUAUCGUGUUCAGCAAAUUCCUGAGCCACAGGCAAGUUCCUGCUUGGGUUUUAGGAAACUGAACUACCGAAAUGAAAGUAUCAUUAAGUUGUGAACGUCCAUCAUUGAGACAGCUGUGUCAUAUAAAUGGCUGACCCUGCGCUCUGACCCCAAGCUUCUCUCCUUGUCUGUGUGUCUCAUGGAGAGCAAGUUUGGGUAUAUGAAAAGACAAAUUCCUAUUACAAGAAAUUGUACAGUAUAUGGCCAAUAAAGUGAUCUUAUGAAUGAUCUGAGGUGCUUUCGUCUGCUUUGGAGCAGCAAAUGUUGUUUGAAAUUAGAUUACCACGAUUUUACAUUUCAGAUAUCAACAAAUAGCUAAAGGGGAAAAGAUCAUGGCCUUGAUAAUCUGUUUAAAGUGCUGUAAACUAUCCGGCUGUAUCUUGCAAAAUGCUAGUGGUUAUCUCUUUUCAGCAUUUUCUUCUAAGACAGUCCUUCCUCUUGACUCCAUUAUCAGAUAACAAACUUGAAACAGGCAAGUUAAGGAACACAAAAAAUUGUGCCUCUCUUUGCUUGCCAAUGUGAAAGAAUAAUGCAAGGUGAGAUUUGUGUAACACUUUGCAACUUCAGGCACUUGUCCACAAAAACAAAAGGCAUUACAACAUUUUGUGGAGUAAAAACACUUAAAAGAGAAACUGUAUCGAAGCCAUAAUGAUGAGGUAGCCACACCCUCUGAUGCAUAGCAAGCCAUGACCAUUUUUCAGUGCUUCCUUGGGAUGGUUUCUGCAAAAUUCUCAAAGCAAACCAGUCUACAAAUACACAGAUAGUUUGGUUGUUUGUGGGAUAUUGCAGAAUUCAAGCACAUGUUACUGCUAUAAAACAAAAAAAAACAAUCUAUAGUCAGAUGUUCUAGUUAAUGCAGCUAUAAUAAGUACUCAAACUUAACGAUUACACAAAUCAAUUGGCCAGACAAACAAUCUGUUAAGAAAAAAUAACAGAAAAAUAUUAUUUUAUUAGUUAAUUCAUGGCCACAGAUGGAACUGCCUGCUGCAGAGCAUACCAGUCAUAAACAUACAUGCGAGGAUUAUCUAUCCAUUCUUUACAAGGAGGAAAGCAGAGCUCUCUGCAAAAACCAACAAAGAUGUGGAGAGAACAUGCAAACUGUGCACAGAAAGACCUUCAAGCCAGAAUCAAACUUAGGAACCAAAAUCUGAGCAACAGAAGUACUAACAUAAACACCACCUCAAAAUGUAUUCUAAGUAUCGCACCUCUAAGUAUUGCAUUUAAAAUUGUUUCUUUAAAGUUACAGUUCUGGGGGAAAAAAUGAUAGUUCUAAUAUAAUUGCAAAACUUUUAAUCAUAUUUGUUACAGAAUGACAAAGUUGUUUGAGAUCUUUCUUUCAGGUGAGUGUUUGAUGAUGUUUGCAGCGUGUUUACAGUACUGAGCCUCAGAAUAACUUAGAGAUAAAGACAGAGAGCUUUGUUGUGGUUAUUUGAUUGUUUUUAGUACCUUGUAAAACAAUGCGUUGUGUGCACAGGAGUUAUUUUCACUUCUGAUAAUAAAGUUUGUUUGCAACUCAUCUCUUCUCCACAGAACACAGCUCUGUCUAAGAAAGCGUUAUACUUAUGCGGUACUAGGAAACAAUCAAAUAUUGUCUCAUAAAAUACAAUUUGACCUUGAAUCAUACAUGUUCAGGACUCGUUCACAAAAAGUAUCCGCUCAGUGAUUAUUUUUUUAAUACUGGACAUGAACAAGUUGAUUCUUUGCAAGAGUAAAAAUGAUAUUUUUUUAAAAUCCUGUUAAAGGAUAUGUAUUGACGCAUUUGAAAGUACAUUCUUGGUGCUGAUAAAGAUUAUCUGUUUUGAUAUA